Molecule: messenger RNA, 1704 nt
Organism: Talaromyces amestolkiae
Lineage: Eukaryota; Fungi; Ascomycota; Eurotiomycetes; Eurotiales; Trichocomaceae
Exons: 5
Coding region: 1-1704 (567 amino acids)
Biological process (GO): transmembrane transport; carbohydrate transport
Cellular component (GO): membrane
Molecular function (GO): carbohydrate:proton symporter activity
Source: RefSeq, a predicted model, not a curated record
AUGGCUGAAGUUGGCUCUGUCGUACCUGCUGACAUGGAGGCAUCUGCCGUCCCACAGCCAAGUCACUCAAGGUAUCGAGCACAGCUACCGAAAAAGUCGUUGUGGCAAUCGUUGCGAGACAACCCCAAAGUUCUCUUCAUUGCCUUUUUCGCCUCUUUCGGUGGUCUGGAAUAUGGCUACCAACAAGGCGUUCUCGGACAGUCCCUAGUGAUGUAUCGGUUUAAAUCAAACUUCCCUUCGAUUGUGGACUCUUCCUCGGCUACUGGGUGGCUUACUUCAGUCCUGCAGUUGGGCGGCAUUUUAGGAUCACUUUCAGCAGGAAUAAUCGGUGAGAUAUUUUCAAGAAAGUACACCAUGUUUGUGGCAUGCUGCUGGGUAAUUCUGGGGAGUUACCUAUAUGUCGGCGCAUCUGCAGGUACUCAGUCGCUUUUAUACGCCGGGCGUUUUUUCACUGGUGUUGGUGUUGGGCUUUUUAGUGGAGUUGGACCGUUGUACAAUGCAGAACUAGCGGCUCCGGAGAUGCGCGGGCUGUUGGUUUCUUUCUACCAGUUUGCAACUAUCCUAGGCAUCAUGCUCUCCUUUUGGGUUGGGUAUGGAAGCAACUAUAUCGGUGGAACCGGUGAAACACAACUUGAUCUCGCGUGGCGCCUACCAUCUAUCAUCCAAGGGAUCCCCGCUGUAGCGCUUGCUUGUGGUAUUUGGUUCAUGCCUUUCUCACCUCGAUGGCUGGUCAAAGUCGGUCGCGAGGAAGAGGCUCUUCGAACAUUGGCCUGGGUGAGAAAAUUGCCACAAGAACAUGAGUUGGUGCAGAUCGAAUUCCUAGAGAUCAAGGCCGAGGCAUUGUUUGAGAAAAGAGCUUUUCCCGGCUCCGCCGAGAAAAGCCUGAUCCGAAUUCAAAUCGACCAAUAUGCAAACUGUGUCCGAUCAAUGGAUAAUUUUAAACGUGUGUGCACCGCCUGGCUGAUCAUGUUCUUCCAGCAAUGGAGUGGAAUCGAUGCUAUCAUUUACUAUGCGUCGAAUAUAUUCGUCAGCCUUGGGUUGACUGGUGGUACAACCGCUCUUUUGGCUACUGGUGUCACUGGGGUCGUGUUUCUUGUCAGCACCGUGCCAGCUAUGUUGGUCAUCGAUAAGUUUGGUCGCAAACCCAUGCUGAUAGUUGGGUCUAUUGUCAUGUUCUUGAGUAUGAUUAUUGUUGGCGUGAUUGUAGCCAAAUUCCACAAUGACUGGCCAGCUCAUGUGGCAGGCGGAUGGACAGCAGUUGCACUGAUCUGGCUAUACAUUGCUGGUUUCGGAGCCACCUGGGGUCCCGUAUCUUGGACCCUUGUGUCUGAGAUCUUUCCGCUCUCUAUCCGCGCCAAAGGAGCGUCGAUUGGCGCUUCCAGCAACUGGGUCAACAACUUCGCCAUUGCUUUCUUUGUGCCACCAAUGCUGCAGGCAUGGAAAUGGGGCACAUAUAUCUUUUUCUCCGUUUUUCUUCUUGCCGGCAUUUUCUGGGUUUAUUUCUUCCUUCCGGAGACUAAAAACGCAACACUUGAAGAGAUGGACCGUGUAUUCAACAGCAAUAAAGGCGAACGCGACGCUGAGUUGCUCCGUCAAUGUCAGCGUGAUGUUGGCUUGACGGCACUUCUCGAAUACGGGUCACAAAGUAGUGACGGCCCCGAAAAAGUUACGAAUGAGAAGGAGGAUCAUGUCGAGCAGGUUUAA